UCGUAUAAUAAACAAUAUUGUGUGCGUAUGGGAAGAAAGGAAGUCGGCGUGUGAUAGAACAGAUAAAUCGAGGUUGUUUUGUAGGUCUUCUUCGUCGCGUUUCCGGUUGUGCAUGGCUAUGCAGCGCCCAAACUCUAGCUCUCCGACAAGUACGACAUGUGUGCUGCAGCGCGUUUUACGCACACGCUCAAUCCUGACGGCUGAAUUCGGCUUGGGUAAGGUCGAGGACAAAGGUAUGGAAGUGGUUGGCGGGGGGUUCGAUGAUCUUUAUGGGUUUCUUGUUGCUCGCCUUUGAACCGAAUGGCUGUAAAGCAGUCGCAACAGAGGGAAAUGGACGGAGGGCGCGCGAAGAAGGGAAAGACGGGUUUCGUCGAGGGAUAAUCCUUUUCGCCUGUCCAGAAGUGCACGACGAACCAGCAAGCGGCGACGAGAUAGUGGGUCGUGACAUGGUCAAAGACGCUAAGACGAGAAAAUGGUCAGUCCGAGGUCGCCAAAAGAGAAAGAAACGUACCCAUUGUGCUUGCAAAAGCUCGAGUGGAAACAGGGAUAGGGACACCCAGGAAAGUGAAAGUGCGGGGAAGAGAGAGAGAAGGGACGAAUGAGAGUAAUUAAAUGCUUUGGGGGAUUCCCCAAAUUGUCAUACGUUCAGUUGGGGAUUGCCUUUUGUAGAAGCCCGCUAGUACGGCCCUGAGAUUCGGGCCAGGUCGGUGGGUUGCCGGACUUCGGCACCAGCCACUAUUCCGGCCAAAAAGCAACAACGGGCGCAUACCCUGCAGUAUCUUACCGACCCACAGCUAACAGCGGUCGGAAUAUCCUUAUCAUUUAUCGGACUUGUUGCUUUGUCAAGAAAUGACUAUCACGCCACAGCUUUCUCCGGCGCUAUGUAGUAAGAUCCUCGGUGCGUGAUACGACGUGACCAAUAUUG
Molecule: messenger RNA, 925 nt
Organism: Desarmillaria tabescens
Lineage: Eukaryota; Fungi; Basidiomycota; Agaricomycetes; Agaricales; Physalacriaceae
Exons: 1
Coding region: 261-602 (113 amino acids)
Source: RefSeq, a predicted model, not a curated record